AAAAAAGGAGUGUAUUGUGCAAGUUAGAGAAACUCGCUAUCCAUUGGUUGCUGCUAUGCUUCUGUUAUCUCAUUGUCCCUGUGUUCAUAUAGGACUUUUAAACUCUGCUCAGUUUCUCAUAGCACUUCUGUGACUACAGCAUGUAUAUCAAGGCAGAUAUAAGAUUUAAAACAGCACACUCUUUGCAGUUGCAUCCUGUAAACCAGAGAAAGGAGUUCUUCAGCAUAUGAAAAAUUAUCUGGUUUCAACCACAGCUUUGUAGCUCAGAGUCCAGCAACUUUACUAACACCACAGUACCCUAUAAAAAGCAAAGAAACUAGACCUGAAGAGAAGGAAGGACAUCAAGAAAACACCUCUACAGUCUGUUUUUAUACUAUGGACCUGGAUCAAAUGAAAGAGCUGAACCUGGAGCUUACACGAUGUGAACCAGAUGAAGUGGAGGGAGUUUUCCUUAUAGAAACAAUACGUGCUAACUGGAAUAAAAUUUGGAACUUCAGAGCUAGACCUGAUGAUCUGCUCAUUGCAACAUAUGCAAAAGCAGGUACAACAUGGAUACAGGAAAUUGUGGAUAUGAUUCAGCAAGAUGGAGACCUUGAGAAGUGCAAACGUGACACCACUUAUAAACGACACCCUUUCAUUGAGUGGUCACUGCCUGAAUAUUUUGGCCCUAUUCCCUCUGGACUAGAAUUAGCAGAAGCGAUGCCUUCUCCACGAACACUGAAAACUCAUCUCCCUGCGCAACUGGUGCCUCCAUCAUUCUGGGAUCAAAACUGUAAGGUAAUCUAUGUGGCAAGGAAUGCCAAAGACAACCUGGUUUCUUAUUACCAUUUCCACAGAAUGAAUAAAAUGAUGCCUGAACCAGGAACAUGGGAGGAGUUUGUAGAGAAAUUUAUGGAUGGCAAAGUGCUUUGGGGUUCCUGGUAUGACCAUGUAAAAGGAUGGUGGGAAGCAAAAGAUAAACACCGUAUUCUCUACCUGUUCUACGAAGACAUGAAGGAGAAUCCAAAGCAUGAAAUCCAAAAGGUGGUGCGUUUCUUAGAGAAGGACCUCAAAAAGGAGGUCCUGGAUAAGAUUGUCAAAUAUACGGCAUUUGAGAACAUGAAGAACAAUCCCAUGGCAAACUACACCAAAGAAUUUGAGGGAAUAAUGAAUCAUUCAAUCUCCCCAUUCAUGAGAAAAGGGGCUGUUGGGGAUUGGAAAAACCAUUUCACUGUGGCACAGAAUGAGAAAUUUGACCAAGAUUAUAAGAAGAAGAUGGCUGGAACCUCUCUGAAUUUCCGCUCGGAGCUCUGAGAAGGGGCCAUGGGGAUCAGUCUCAAAUCUACUAGCGUUUUUCCUUAUAUGAAGCUCACAAAAUACCUGUGCACCUGAAAUUAAUGUUCCCAUAUUUGCCACCUCAGUGAUUUCACAGGGGUGGGCAUCCUCUUACUCUGUGUGAACUUUCAGGCAAAUAUCUAAUUUGAGGUAGAAUUAUGUAACAAAAUCCUUUCAAGAAUUAGCAGAAGUCCCUUAUGAUUUUACCCCCAGUACGAAGAGGGGGUUGGUAUGAUCUCCCUGAUGGAUCAUCUCCCCACUCCGGGUAUUUCCAGAGAUAACCUUUAGUGUUCAUAAAAAUACUUAUGAGGAGCAGGGGGCAGAGGCAAUGAGAUGAGACAGAAGGCACUAUAGAAAUGCAAAAAGCUGUUGUCAUCACAUUGUCAGUGUGCUGUGUAAACCUUAAACAAACCUCACUAUCUUUGCCCACACACACAGUGUGGUAAGUGGAUACUAUCGGCCCCAUUUUUAGAUAGCAAAACAGAGAUGAAUCUGAAAAUGUACAGCAAGUGUAAGGUCUGAAUUUUUACAUUUGGCUUCCUAAGGUUAGGCAUCUGAACCUUGACUGAACAAUCUAACUAAAAUUGGCCUCUUCAGAGGUACUGAGCGCCCACUUAGUGUUAUCAACUAAACAUGAUUUCAGUGCUAAAUUGUGACAUUCUGCCACAGACCGAUGCUGCAGAUGCAGAGCCAUGCUACCUCAGCAGUACAUUGGGAAACACAAUGUCUCCUAGAGCUCCUCAGUUGUAGAGAAGAGCCAGCCCCAGAUGCCUGCUUAGAGGGGGCAUAAGAAUGACAGCUGCCGCACCUGUCCUGACCCCCGUUGCUGUCCCCGAAACA
Gavialis gangeticus (Gharial) is the source of this 2154-nucleotide messenger RNA. RefSeq names its product sulfotransferase 1C1-like. Gene Ontology annotation, molecular function: sulfotransferase activity. Bases 376 to 1293 code for a protein of 305 amino acids. Gene Ontology annotation, biological process: sulfation. Lineage: Eukaryota; Metazoa; Chordata; Crocodylia; Gavialidae. Gene Ontology annotation, cellular component: cytoplasm. The transcript is spliced from 8 exons. The record is from RefSeq and is a predicted model, not a curated record.